GUAAGAAAGCUAAGAACCACCAAACGCGGCUAGAUUCUCCCACAAACCUGCUCCAGUUCCUCUACGACCCUAUAAAUGGCUUUGAAUCACUCUCACAUGCCCAUUUCCUUGACUUUUCAGGCCCGGAAAAGCUGUUUCUCAGUCCUCUCAUACAUUCCUUCUUCAUUUCUAUGAUCCGAGUUUGAAAUUCCGGCAUCUCUCUAAAGGAUCUCCGUUCGAAUCAUAGGGCUCAUAAUCGUAGUUUCUCCUUGGAAUUGCUGUCUUGAAGUGGUUUUUCAUUAAAGUUUCAUAUCUUUAAUGGAAGAAGGCGAGCUUGAAUCCUCAAAUCCAGAAGUGUUUUCGAGUUCGAAUGCCGUAGAGCUUCCGAACAGUUGCUCAAUGGAUACCUUCUUGGAUGAAAUUUUAAAGGACACUCAUGCUUGCACACACGCUCAUACUUGCAAUCCUUCUGGUCCUGAUUAUUCACAUACACACACCUGUUUUCAUGUCCAUACUAAAGUUGUCUCUUCCCCGACCGAAGACAAGGUUUCCACUGACGACACAGCGGAGUCUGUGGAUAAGAAGACUAAGAAACGCUCGCUAGGUAACCGCGAAGCAGUUCGUAAAUACCGGGAGAAGAAAAAGGCGAGGGCUGCAUCAUUGGAAGAUGAAGUUAUGAGAUUGACGGCCCUGAAUCAGCAACUGUUGAAGAGAUUGCAAGGCCAGGCUGCAUUGGAGGCUGAGAUUUCUAGGCUCAAAUGUUUGCUUGUGGAUAUUCGAGGAAGAAUUGAAGGGGAGAUUGGAAGCUUUCCAUAUCAUAAACCAGCCAAUUCAAAUCUUCUCAACCAAAAUGCACCUGGAAGUUAUGUGAUAAAUCCAUGUAAUGUUCAAUGCAACGAUCAGCCGUAUUGCCUUAAUGCAGGGACCGAUGGAAAAAGUGGAGAGAGCGUUUUGUUGAACGGGCAUAGUUUUAGUGCGUGUGACAUCGGAAAUCUCGAGUGCUUGGCCAAUCAAAACACAGGAGCAAACGAACUUCCGGACUGUGAAUUAAACCAGAAGAAAGGGGUCCAUAAGGCGACGAAAAAUGCGAAGAGCUGAGCUCGAAUAGUAUAUGCAUCCUUUUGUGUAUAUAGGCCUGCCCCACGUCCAUUCCUGUUCUUCUGUUCAGUGCAGCAUCAACAUUAUCUUUUGAGAACUAGGAAAUGGCAGGAUUUCAAAACACCUGAAGGAAACUUAAUUCUGCUCGUUCAACGUGCAAGACAACUUCGAGUAGCAUGUACAGUCUAAGACGAAAGGUACGAACCGAGCACUUUUGUCACAUGCAUUCCGAGCAUCCUCCAUUUCGACCCGGGUUCGCCAUUCCGAGCAUCCAUUUUGAGGAGUCAUGAAGUAAAAUCAC
Cucurbita maxima (winter squash) is the source of this 1378-nucleotide messenger RNA. RefSeq names its product basic leucine zipper 19-like. The transcript is spliced from 4 exons. Gene Ontology annotation, biological process: regulation of transcription by RNA polymerase II; DNA-templated transcription. The record is from RefSeq and is a predicted model, not a curated record. Gene Ontology annotation, molecular function: RNA polymerase II cis-regulatory region sequence-specific DNA binding; DNA-binding transcription factor activity, RNA polymerase II-specific. Lineage: Eukaryota; Viridiplantae; Streptophyta; Magnoliopsida; Cucurbitales; Cucurbitaceae. The coding region runs from base 298 to 1077 and encodes 259 amino acids.